Messenger RNA from Zootermopsis nevadensis, 9924 nucleotides. RefSeq names its product adherens junction protein p120 (gene p120ctn). Lineage: Eukaryota; Metazoa; Arthropoda; Insecta; Blattodea; Termopsidae. Gene Ontology annotation, cellular component: nucleus; adherens junction; plasma membrane. Gene Ontology annotation, molecular function: protein binding. Gene Ontology annotation, biological process: cell-cell adhesion. The record is from RefSeq and is a predicted model, not a curated record.
UAUUCUACCCAGCGUGCACUGGGCGUGGAAGUAGAAGAAUGUCCUUGUGAAAUGGGAGUGGGUAAAAUAGUGGUUACUUGCGUUGUUCUUGCUGGUAAUUUACAGAAAAAUGGUCUCUUAUGUGCCUAUUAUAUCGAAGAGUUGAUAUAAUUCUAGUAAUUGGUUACACGAACUAUUGAAGGAAACCCAUAGAAACUGCAUAAACGGAAGUUCUUUCAUGAGUGUCGGGCCCAGCCUAGAAACCAGGCCUAUCAAUGAACUCGGGCCUAUGUUUGCAAAUCAUUUGGUGCAUCUGAAUUAUUCCUAGAGUUAAAAAGCCUAGAUUUGUGCUCCACUUAUCCGGAUUACUUAUAUGAGAGGAAGAAAAGAAAUCUCCCAAGAGUUUUAACCUGAAUUUAUCACUGCUUCAUUGGACAUGGCUUUAGGGGCCACAGGUGAUGAGGCAUAUUCUAUCACACCAUGCCGAGUAAUUGGGAUAAUCAUGCACCUUUUGUGAUCUCAUCAUCCAUUGAUGAUUCUAAUGCUAAUAAUCUUCUCAAACCAGGGAAACAUAAGGAGCAGCAGCUCGAAUGGGGUUUGAAUGGCCCCGCAGAUCAUAAGCCUGAUCACACAUCAAUGAAGGUCGCUAUGACGAGUAGCAACCAGUUGGUCGACUCUUGUCUGCUGGUGAACCGGCGGAUAGAGCAACGGCAGGAGCACAGCAUCACCCACACGGAGAUUACACAGAGGAGAGUGCUGCAGGAAAAAACCCCUGAUAUGCCACAAUAUACAGGGCAGCCAGAGCUGCAACAGACUAGUUCAUAUUCAGUGGAUGUGACGUACCAUCCAACAAAUGGCCACCCGGACAAUCACUCGCCAAAUUCCUCUCACCUGUCAGUGCAGAGUGGCGAUGCUGCAACUCUUGUGUCUCGCACGCAGAAGCAGCAGACUACACAGCAGGUGACAACGUUGACGAAAGUUGUGCGAGAAGUCCAUCAUGUGGGGCCAGAUGGACAGCCUGUGGACUAUGUGGGUGUACCUUAUUCUGGGGUUACUGUUCUUCCCACAUCCACAGCACCUUCUAACUACCCUCACACGCAGUUUGCAAAUUAUGAAAUCCUGGCCAGUCAGGAGCCAUAUCCUCCCUUGGAUCCAGCUCGGCGGUAUCCGGAACCUUAUCGCCAAACCUACCAAGAUUAUGAACAAUAUCCACCAAGGCCAGAGUAUCCUUAUCCAAACCCACCAUAUCCUGGUGCCUUCCCAGCUUAUGGGGACAGUGCCAACUAUGUGGAACAGCCUGGCUAUGGAGAGCGACCGCCGACUCCACCUAGUCCCAGUGAGCGCAGUGAAUCGCCCCCACUGCAGCAGGCAUUACAGCAUGAUUACCUUCGAAAAGGUGCACCCUUCCCUCAGUCUGGAUAUGAUGAAUUGGAUUCAACACUAAUUCCUCCACGCCAAGAUCAUUACAGGAUAACACCAUCACCAGGAGGUCCUGUUGAUCGAUAUGAUCAAAUUACUCAUCCCUGGAACAUAGAUGACUCAGGGGAACCUUCACAACUACCACAUGGAGAGGAUCCCAAACUAGUGUAUGGGUAUGCUCCCCCUUCUCCAUACGGCACCGUUCCAGCCGCAUAUGGUAGCAAUGGUGCAGACCCCAGAUUGUAUGAAGAAAAUGGCCCACCUCCAAGAACUAUCUUUGAGGAUGAGGAAGAACUACGAAAACAUCUCUCAAUGCAUACCUCCAUUCCUUCUCCUUCAGUUGAUGAUGAACAAAGGGGAAUGCGGUGGCGUGAUCCAAACCUUACAGAAGUUAUUGGCUUCCUCAAUAAUCCAAAUAAUGUAAUAAAAGCAAAUGCUGCAGCAUAUUUGCAACAUUUGUGUUACAUGGAUGAUCCAAACAAACAGAAGACUAGAUCACUGGGUGGAAUUCAACCGUUGGUGGUGUUACUAAAUCAUGACAGUCCAGAUGUCUAUCGAAAUGCAUGUGGAGCAUUAAGGAAUUUGUCUUAUGGGAGACAAAAUGAUGAAAACAAAAGAGCUAUAAAAAAUGUUGGUGGCAUUCCUUCUCUUAUAAACCUGUUACGGAAAUCUUCCGACGGUGAAGUGAAAGAGCUUGUAACAGGAGUCCUGUGGAAUCUGUCAUCUUGUGAGGAUCUGAAAAGGUCAAUAAUUGAUGAUGGACUAUCAGUUGUUGUAAACAAUAUUAUCAUUCCACAUUCGGGUUGGGAUCCAACAUCUGCUGGGGAGACGUGUUGGUCCACAAUAUUCCGGAAUGCAUCUGGUGUUUUAAGAAAUGUUAGUUCUGCAGGGGAGUAUGCAAGAAAGAAGUUGAGGGAAUGUGAAGGUUUAGUGGAUUCAUUACUUUAUGUUGUGAAAUCAGCCAUAGAAAAAUCCAACAUUGGCAACAAGAGUGUCGAGAACUGUGUUUGUGUUCUACGUAACUUAUCCUACAGAUGCCAAGAAGUGGAGGAUCCAAACUAUGACAAACAUCCUCUUCCAACACAAAGCAGAGUUGGAGCACAGCCGAAAGGUGACAACUUGGGAUGCUUUGGUGCCAGUAAAAAGAAGAAAGACACACAACCUGUUCAGCAGAAGGAAGCAGCUGGCACCAGUCGAAGCACCACACAGAGAACGGAGCCUGUCAAAGGAAUGGAGCUUCUGUGGCAACCUGAGGUUGUGCAAUCCUACCUUACUCUGCUGCAAAGUUGCUCAAAUCCUGAAACACUAGAAGCUGCUGCAGGAGCCCUACAAAAUCUGGCAGCAUGCUACUGGCAACCGAGUAUUGAAAUUCGAGCAGCUGUACGCAAAGAAAAGGGGCUUCCAAUCCUUGUUGAAUUGUUACGGAUGGAGGUGGACCGUGUUGUUUGUGCAGUGGCCACAGCCUUGAGGAACCUAGCCAUUGAUCAGCGCAACAAGGAACUCAUAGGGAAAUAUGCUAUGCGGGAUCUUGUGCAGAAGUUGCCAUCAGGAAAUCCACAGCAUGACCAAGGCACGUCAGAUGACACAAUAGCAGCGGUACUUGCAACUUUGAAUGAAGUCAUUAAAAAGAAUGCAGAAUUUUCAAGAUCUUUGCUGGAAGCUGGAGGUGUAGAACGUCUAAUGAACAUUACGCGGCAGAGGCAGAAAUACACUCCAAGGGUACUCAAAUUUGCUGGUCAAGUUUUGUUCACUAUGUGGCAGCAUCAAGAAUUAAGGGAAGUUUACAAAAAGCAUGGUUGGAAAGAACAAGAUUUUGUGACUAAAACAGUUGCAGCAAGAAAUGCAGGUCCAAAUUCUCCAAAUAAUGCCAACAGCACAUUAAAUCGUCCAAUGGCAAGCCAGGGAGGUACACGGUAUGAAGACAGAACAAUGCAACGAUCUGCUAACAUGAACAGUGCUUCUCGAAGUCCUGGGCCUUCCAUUUACCAGCGGGGUGAAGAUAUUCCUAUGGCAGACAUGUCAUACCCAGAAGGAGGCACCCAUGCCCCACCUCCAGGAGGUGUCCGAGCUUAUCCUCCAGCUCCACUAGCCAAGCCAGGAGAACCUCUCUACGCUCAAGUAAAUCGGGAAAAGAAAAAGAAUCGUCAGUAUGAAGCAGGUGCACAGCCACAGUAUGAUGGCCAACUCCCUCCAGGUCCAGGUGACAUGUGGGGAUAUGAAGAACCAGUAAAGGGGAUGGUGAUGGAUGGCCACAGGAGUACUCCGGCUGGCGGGGAUUCAUGGGUCUGAAACCCAACGAUGCACUUUCAGGACACUUACAUGCCAACACUGUUUUCUAUAAUUGAAGUAUCGUAACAAGUUGGAAGAAAUGUAACAAACCUGUCUAUAAGAUGGCUGGAAAGUGCUCAGUGUAUCCACAGAAUUCUGUUUUAAAAUUAUUAGUGUAUAUUUUACUGUUGGUACUGAAAUGAAGUAACUGUACAUAUAUAUUUGUCAUUUGAAUGGUUACAUUGCUUUAAAUCCUCCUUCCCCCGCCACCACACCCCUAGUGUGAGGUGUGGGAGCAGUUCUUGCCUGUGUUGGUGAACCACCUGUUGUUGUCAGGUUGGUGAGAGUGCCAUCCAAAGACCCCUAAUGAGUCUUUUUCUCAGGUUCAGGGUUACUAUUGAUAUGAAACGUUGAGAAAUAUGUGUGUUGGUGUUAGAAUGAGCAUUCCAUUGAUAUAUAUUAUAUAUGUUGUCCUUGUAUUGAUACAGCUACAGAAGGAACCCACCUUUGUGUUAGUGUUUUAUAAGUGUCACUAUGGACAUGUAAGAACCUCAUGGGGAAUUGGAAGACAGUAUCCAUAAUUUACCCUCGUGAAACAGUGGUCUAGGUAAUAUUUGUGUAUACCUUCUAAGUAAGACAACAACAUUAGUAGUCUACAGCUUAUACAUGGUAUGUAGGUACAAAUGAUGGUCUUGAAGAUUUGUCCCAAACAUCUUUGAAGCUAUCAGGAGAAACAUACUUAGAACUAGUUAUACGUGCCCACAGUAUGAUAUAUUGGGUUGAUCAGCUUGUUUGUUUUGUGUCAGCUGUUGCCAAGAUUUGAAACAUUGCAAGUGGCUGGAAUGAAUUUGGGAUAGAUGUGUUGAUCCUUGUAAAAUUUUAAAUCUGUACAAACUCUAAAAUAUGGUGUCAACUGGCCAAACCAAAGUUUGCGGAUUUUUUUACAGUGUAUAUGGCAGAGGUUAGUCUCUGGGAUCUUACUUACAUUAGAAGCUCUGUUAUAUCUGUCACUUGUUACUUCUGCCCCCAAAUACAGCUGGUCCUUUUGAAUACAUGUAUUUCAGUUGUCAGAAUUUUAGUUUAGCAUUACAUUGUACUUUUCUAUGGAUAUUAUAGCUUUUACUUGGUAUUAUUUUAUUGUACACAAAUUUCUGCAUUGCACAAAUGAUGGUGAGUCGUGACUUAACUAGAGGUAGGCCUACAGUCUCAUCCCUUUUACAUAACAGUUAGGACACUGCAUUUCAGAUGCCUCAACAGAAUUUUACCCUUUCACAGCAUUUUAAUUGUAAUAACUGAAAUGGUGUGUAAUAACUUGUUAGGUGACAGAACUCUGUUCUCAAAUGAUAUUGAGAGAUGUGUAAUCUUACAAAACAGAACUUAGUUCUUCAAACACUGGAGAAAAAUCUACAUAAAAUAAUGUAUGUUCCUAGUUUUUCAGCUAUUUGUUCUUGGAAAGUGAAACUAAUCUGAAUGAUCAUGAUCUGCUGCGUUUCAACAAUGUGCAGUCAUUUUUGUGGUUACUAGUGUGUUUUGGGAGAGCCUGCUCCAUUUCCCUUUUACCCUGAAGUAGAGGCAGCAGGUUCCUCCAAAAGUUUGAUAACUUUCUAAGUAACUGUGUGGUGUUGCAAUGUGGAUCACAGUCUAAAUUUUCACCACCAUAGAAACCUAAAAUCUCAUAAUGUUUGUCUUGGUGCUUGUGAAUGUAUUAUAUGUGAUUUGAAAAUGUUAUUUAUUACAUGCCGUCUGAAGUGAUUUGCUCCUUUCCAGAGUGUAAGGGUAACAUUUUCUCAUACAAUCACAGAACUUUGCAAGUGCCUAAGUAGAUUUUUCCAUAGUAUUUUAUUUUAUUCAAAAUAUACUUAAUUGCAUACACAUUCUAAAAUAAAAUGCAGGCUUUGAAAUGAGAUUAGGCCUUUCUUACUUUGUGGUUGUAAAAUUUAUACCAAUGAAAGUAGUUUGAAACAUGUUACAUUUGCUUGUUGCUUUGAAGUUUGACAAAUUUGGAAGUUUUUGAGUAUUACUUCACUAUGUUGAGAAGUAAAAUAAAAUGCUAGCUUUUUAUUUUAAAUUUCUGAUUGUGUACUGUACAUUGAGAUUGGAUUAAGUUCAGUUGGCACUCUGUAUAAUGUUAAAUUGUUUUACAUAGUUUAUUUGGGGCAACAGUUGUUGUAAAAUAAACAUAUUGUAAAAGUGUAUACAUAACAUUAGUGCCCACAGAAUUUAUAAUACUUUUCUUCUUCUUUUUCUGUAGAUGAUAUUUAAGAGAAACCUAUCUUCAGGCAUCCAUUUUGAGUUUGAAGUUUUUGUGUUUGAUAGGCAGCUUGAGAAACUAAGUGCAUUUAUCACAAUUUAGUUGCUAAAUUGACACAUGAAUAAGUUUGAAUUACAUGUAUACAGAUGUUAAAACUUUGCUCAGAAUUUUAUUUAUUUAUCUGUGAAAGACUAAUAUGACAAUAUAGUGAGAUUUUAUAUUGAAGUUAGUAUGUGUUUAUUCUUUCAUUUUAGUGGGGGCAUUGGUGUUUGAGCCAUAUUUAGUACAGAUAUAUUCAUGUGAGAAUUAGUAUGUUGGUUAUUUUGUAUUUCAAAAUGUAUGCCUAAGAAAAGGACUCUGAUCAAAACUGUCAGCACAGAAGUAUAUAGAGUGUUUUAUUAUAUAUGUGAACAGAAAAAUCUUUGAAUUAAGAGUCUCAAUAAAAUUUGUGCUAUUGAGUAUAUUUUAAUUUUAAUAGUGGGUUUAAAUUCUCUUCAGUUGGUAAAUUUUAUCAUGUUUGAGGUCCCUUUUCUUUUCUGAUUUAGUUUGAUUAGUAUUAGGGUAUUUGUAAUUGUGGAAGGUUCCAUUCCAUGAAUGAACAGAUAUUGUAAUCAUAAUACUAACUGGCAUUGAAACUCCAGUAUGUACAUUCAAAUCAUGUUUCUAUAGCUCAUGUGAAGUAGACCCAUAUUGAAAUGAUGGUGAAAUGAGAAUUCAGGAUCUGCAAAUAGAAUUUUAUUUUAAAUAUUUUAAUAAUAGUUACUCAGUUCCUUGCAAAUUGAAAAUGGGCAUUUUAAUUUCUCUCCUCUUGGUGGUCUAAUCAGAUUCCAGUAGAGAUGAGAGUUUCUUCUGCAGCAUCUCAAGAAUUUUAUUUACAUUUUGUUCAGAUUGGUAUGAGGUACCAUAUAACUUUUAGUUAGUCCUAUAUCAUGCGCAGGAUGUUCAUAGCAGUUACUUCAUAUAUGUCUGUAGGUAACAGCAGCACAAGUAUUUGCUGACACAAAUUGACCAGUAUCUGCACAUCAAAAAGUUUGUGAUGUUUCAAUAGUGUUUCUCAUUUUUACUUAAGUAUGUUCAUGGAGGAUUUGAAUGAGAUCUAGAAAUGAUCCAUGAGAAUGUGACUAAAUAUAUUUCAGAAAGUGUUAAAGAUUAUUAAGAGACAUGUAAUUUUGAUUUUUAUUAUAACUUGUUCAUAUUUCCUGGAUGAUUGUAUUAUAUAUGUGUGUCAGUUAUUAUGUUGCCAGGACCAGAGUACAUACAAAUGUGUUGGAAGACAAAUAGGUACAUGGCAUUUUUUAUGUUUGUGUCUCUUCUGAACAUCCAGUUCACAUUGUUUUCCUAUUACAAGUAGCUAGUAAUGUCUCUAGACUUGUAAUCCAAAGCUGGUUCUAUGUUUUGGUGUUAAUUGUAAGUAUGCAUGUGUUUUGGUUUGUGAAUGUCAUAGCUACAUUUCAACCAACGUUUUGGACAGUACUGUGGUUCUACUGCCCAUUUAUUUUCAGAUAGGGUGUUCCAUUCAAAACCGAGUUGUUGAGAAUAGCAGCCAUUUAACGUAAUGUGGUAUGAUCUGUUCAUUGGUUGGUAUCUAAUACCCCCAAAAUAUGGCCUAUGAUGACCUAUCCUGGCCUCAACUUACCCUGGACAAGUCUAUAAUCCAUUUCUGUGGUGUGGGGACACUGAUAAAUAGAAAUCUUUUUAAAGGUUUCUGAUGAUGGUGUAAUACAAUCUGGAUUGUUCAGUUUCUGGACUUUGUCCAUCUUCUGGUGUUGUAAAAUUACACAUGGUUUCAAGAACUGGACUUGUCCUCAUCUUCAGGUGUGGAGGUGAAGGGCACCUGCUCUGUGGAGUCUGUUAGAAUGAGCUAAUCUCAGUCACUGGAUAACCUAGGUUAAUCUUAUCUCCCAUUGACAUAAGCUGAUCUCAGGUGCUCAUACAUUUGUAGAUGUUUUGACCUAAGUUGUCCAGUGAUUGAGAUUAGCUCAUUCUAACAGACUCCACAGAGCAGGUGCCCUUCACCUUCACCACACCUGAAGAUGAGGACAGAUCUGGUCCUUGAAAUGUUGUGUAAUUUUUGACAUCAGAUCAUGUACAAGUUCCAAAAACUCAACAGUAAAGGCUGAUAGGUAGAUUCAAUCAGACAGCAAUUAUGGAGACUCUUGUUAGCAGAGGGGAGCUGUAGUUUAGGUGCUGUCCUGGUGUAUUUCACUUUUGCAAAGUUCUAUGUGGCAGAAUUAAGACUUUAGUAGACUGUUAUCAGAAAAUUUUCAUGCAGAUCUUACUGGGAAUCAAACUCAACACCUUGACAAUCCAUCAUCUUAGACCACCAUAUAAUGGCUGAAUGCUCCAUGUUCACCAUAAGGAGCUCAGGGCAUCUGCUCAUUCUUCACUUUUGAUACAGAGGAUGCAAACUGGCUUUUUAUAGGUUUAGAAAUUAUGUUAUCUACACAACCCUUUUCCAAUACCACAGAUGUGAAGAAUAUGAGUUUGGUAAGUUUAUUUUACAGGAAGCUAUUAACUUUAUAGAUUGUCAUCUUACAUGUCACUUGUUUUAAAUAUAAUAUGAAUUCUGUGUUCUUACAGUCUCAUUACAUCCAGCAUGAGUGCUGGCUGUUACAGGUGUACUUGCAUAAAGUAUCUGAACAUUGUCCAAAUUAUAUAUGCUUUGCUGUAGAAGUUUAUAAUAAUACAACAUGCUAACCCUACCAGUGAACAUGAGCAGAUGGCCACAGUAUGAGAGCAGUGUGUUGCACAUGGAUAUAUAUGCCCCUUUGCUCUGUCUGUACAAAUUUACCUGUCAUUUUCAUUUGCAAGGUGGCCUAUGAAGCUCAAUUUUAAUAGAAGAAUUCUUGAUUUGGGUUCUGUGAAUGCUGAGAAAAAUGCAGUAUUUAAUAUCUGCCCAACAGAAUGCAGACUGCUAACCAGCAAAAGGUUUCUUCAUGGCAAGUGGAUGGGGAAAUUAUGUAUUUCUUCCCUUUUCACAAUUUUCUCUUAACUUUAUUCUAGCAUGUAGUCCUCCUUGCUAAUUGUAUUACAGUUGUCAUCUCUGGAAUUUGCAGCUGAUGUCUUUUGGAAUAAGCCAGUGAAGUAAUAAAUGCUCAAAUUUUUGUUUCAAUUAUACAAGUCCCACCAUACAUACAUACAACCUGUCGCAUUGAAAGAAAACUUCUCUGGGUUCAGUUAACCAUAGUGGAGUAUCCAAAAUGGCAAGGAAGGUUAUGUCAUAUGUCAUGGGAAAAUUUCUUCUGUUCCCAGUUUUAAUGUGGGUGACCAUAUCUUUAUCUUGUAUAUUAAUGUGUAAUUAUUUCUGUUCAGAUCAUUAAUAGUGAUUAAUUAUUGUUAUUAAUGUUAAUAUUUAUGAUUAAUGUUUAUAACAAUAAUUACUGUCAUGAUUCAUUAUUAAUAGCAUUUGUUUUUAAUAUAACUAAAGUGAAUAUCUAUAACCAAAAUGCAAGGGGAGAUGUUCGCCUUUAAAACUCUAGAUGUAGGCUGUCAACAGUAAAGCAAUAUUUCAUCUGUCUGUAUUUUUUUUACAAAAUACCAACUUUAGUAAAACCUCUCUAUAAUGAAGUUGAGGUAUCUGAACUUUGUUAUAUUGAGAUAUCUUGCAUGUAGGUUCAUAAAAUAAAAUCAAACAUCUUAUCAUAUAAUUCCUUUACUGAAUUUUCACAUUUAAGAUUUCCAAGAGUUCCAAUACAACUUCAGUAUUUGGAACAUAAUUAAUUUAGGGCUUCUAUAUUCCUAUUUUGUGGAAUGCAGAAGACCUAUCAUUACAUUACAUUUAUUUUUGUAUGUAAUGUAAAUUUUCUGUACACUCUAUCAAAUGCAGUUGUGAGCAGUUAUUAUGUGGGCUACUUACACAGAUGAUGCAGUAAAAAAUUUCACCUGCUCAAGUACAGAAGAAGGUUGUAGUUAGAAAAGACUGUUGUCGGGAACCAUCUAGUGUUUGAAAGAUAGUGUAUAAACAGUAUUAAAAAGUUCAUUGUUUGAAUAAAGUCUUCUAGUCCAUA